Lingula anatina is the source of this 2078-nucleotide messenger RNA. RefSeq names its product cobalamin binding intrinsic factor. Gene Ontology annotation, molecular function: cobalamin binding. Gene Ontology annotation, biological process: cobalamin transport. The record is from RefSeq and is a predicted model, not a curated record. Lineage: Eukaryota; Metazoa; Brachiopoda; Lingulata; Lingulida; Lingulidae.
CUACAGACCGAUCAAAGCGUGUCAGUGUUUUGAGUGUAGAUAUUUGCAGGCAAAUACCCGGAGCUAAAGAAAGUGGAACAUUAUGAGGGGUUUUUACGCACUUUUAUGCACCUUGGGAUUCACCAUAUUUUGUCCGAGUGACAUUGACAAGGCUAGAGAGAAAGGAAUAAGAUGGCUGCUAAAGGACCGAAAUGAAGAUUGGGGUUGGGGCAUGCGAAGUGAGGCUGAGGCCAUCAUAGCGCUUCAGUUAGCUGGUGGAGAUUGCUGGUAUAAUCCGAAAAGGCCAAGCACCGUCGCCAGCGUCAAGGAAAUGAACUUGGUUCUCCUGGCAGCUAUUAGCAACUACCCAGGGUUGGACACAGCCGCCUGGUUUGGUGGGAAACUUGGCCAGUUCAUCAACGGCCUUGUGUCUACCUGUCAAGAUCCGGCAAAUUUCUAUGACCAUAACCUUAUAGAACUUCUCAUGAACCAGAUGAACAACUUUCCCAAGUAUUACUUUAACCAGAACUUCGCCUACAGCUGGGCUGUGCUAGCUCUGUGCAACUCUGGUGCAAUAAAUGAGACGUACUACGAACGUCUUGUAGAUGGUGCUGGAAAUUAUACUUUCGGAGUUGAUGAAGCUGCAAUAUCAGUUAUUGCAUUGUCUUGUGUGAGAAACCGGACCGGUGCCGCGGACGUCAUACCUGCCAUCAACACUGGGAUCCAGUAUAUACUGUCUAAUAUCAAACCGGAUGGUUCAUUUGGCAACCAAUACACUACUGGACUGGCCGUUCAGGCUCUGUACGCAGAUAAUAAGAGCAGUCGAAAACAGAUCAAGAAGAAAGCUCAACUUACCCUCGUUGCCCAUCAACAACCGGAUGGAUCGUUUGGAGGAGUGACAGCUGCCAAUCAGGUUCUCCCCGCCCUUGCUGGCAAAUUAUAUGCUGAUUUGGGGGACAUCAAGAUCUGUCAGAAGGCCCCGCCCCCUGUCACAACUACUCAAGCUCCGCCCACUACAACCACAACCCCCACACAGCUAACAUUCACCAUUCAGGUAGUUGCUAAUAUAGAAGGACACAGUGAAAACCAGAGUUACUAUGUGACCGUUCCAAUAGGAUCAUCCUUGUACGAUUCCAUGGAAAUUCUUCAGAAAAGAGUAUCAGAUUUCAGUUUCAAAGCUAAGGACACCUCUCUUGGCCACUACAUCACCGAGAUCAACGGCAUAUCGGAGGAUCCAGAUAAGAGAACGUAUUGGCAAAUUCUUAGGGCACCAGACACCCCAUUGCAAGUGGGAGUGGACGGCUAUAUCCCGAAACCCAGAGAUGUCAUUAUCUUCCGACUGUCUAAGUAUUAGACAAACUGAAAUAUCACCCGGUACCUGUAAAUAAAUAAGACAUAUAUCCUGAAACCCAGAGACACUAUUACUCUCCAACCGUCUACAUGUAUACCUGUAUAUCAAUUUGACAUUUAAUACAUCGGCUCGACGAAUGUAACAAAAGCCAGAGAUGUCAUUAUAUUUCGGCUCUCCACGUAUUAGCCAAAUUGAUAAUAAAAGUCUUCCAUCCAGUGCCUGUAUACAGUCUGAUCUGUGUCAUUUGGCUCACGGGCGAUAAUUACCUAAAAUGUAUCACGAUGCACUGGACAUAGAUAUUUCCAAUAUUGCAUUUAUAUUAGUAAUAACAAGAUCUUUGUGACAUAAUUUAACAGCUAGAUUUCACAAAAAUAAAAUGAAAAUUUUUAAAGCCAUGUCGGACCACUAAAUUCACAUAUUUUGAAAAAACUACUAGUCAAAACAAAAUUAUACUGGCCGUGAGCAUAAAACCAGUGAUCAACGACGUAAACUGCUGUAUAUGAAUUACACAUGGAGUAUAUAAAACGUAUCAUUAGCAAAAUGUAGACCUUGUCUAUGCGUAAGCGCUUACAGUAUCGUGAAUCUGAGGACCAUGUUAUAAAUACAUAUUUUCUUGCUCCAAUUAACAUUAGGGUGUGCUCAUAUAUAUUGAGAAGAGAUACAUGGAUUUAGCGCUUUGUGCAUCAAUAAAGUAGAGAGCAAAUAAAAUCCUUAUGUAUGAUAUCCUCAUAUUUGUAUUUUGAAACUU